This is a messenger RNA of Schistocerca cancellata (South American locust), 882 nucleotides long. RefSeq names its product c-Myc-binding protein-like. Gene Ontology annotation, cellular component: nucleus. Gene Ontology annotation, biological process: regulation of DNA-templated transcription. Lineage: Eukaryota; Metazoa; Arthropoda; Insecta; Orthoptera; Acrididae. Gene Ontology annotation, molecular function: transcription coactivator activity. The transcript is spliced from 2 exons. Bases 200 to 673 code for a protein of 157 amino acids. The record is from RefSeq and is a predicted model, not a curated record.
AUGGAUGGCGGAUGAAACCCAACACGAGUUCACGACGAAGGGAGCUUUAAAACGACAUACAAUCAAACGAGUGUGUCACUGAGUAAAACAGUCGUAGUCUAGGGUGAGAAAAGACAUUGUUGUUGAAUCCUUCAAGAAAUGCGGCAUAAGAAAUGCUCUCGAUGGCAGUGGAGAACAUCUUAAUAUAUGAAGAGGACUGAUGAUGAAGAGAAAAAAGAAGAACGUUCAGGUGACGAUUUCCAGGGAUUUUAAAGAAAUAAUGUCGGACUACAGGCCGAUAGAUGCAAAGCGUGAGGAAUUCCGAAAGUAUUUGGAGGGUGCUGGCGUGUUGGAUGCGUUGACCAAGGUAUUCAUCUCAUUGUAUGAGGCCCCUGAGAAGCCAACGGACCCGCUAGAGUUUGUCCGUUGCAAUAUUGGUGAUAAUGUACCAGAUAUGGCAGAGUAUGAAGCAGUACAAGCGGAGCUGGCACGUAACAGUGAUGCAAUCGAGAAAUUGCGGGCUGAGAAUGAAGCUCUACGUGCACGCAUUGCUGAGUUGGAGCCGGUGACAGAGGGUGGUGAAGAAGGAGCAGCACCAGAGGAAGGUGCUGAGCAAACGGAAGGAGGAGAGGAGCCACCUGCAGAGGGAGAGGGAGAGGAACCACCACCACCUGAGGAACAACCUGCGGAGUAGUGUCGUGUGUGGCCAAGCCAGCACCUUGACAAGGUCUCACUGCUUGGGAGGCGGUUCAACAUGUCGGGUUUGUACCGCAUAUAUGACUGCAUACAAAGAAGUAAUAAAUGGUUGUUAUAGAAAAAUACCAGUUUAUUUAAUAAGCUUAAAACUAUGAUUCAAUACCAGAAAAAAGAAAGAAGACACUAUGGAGGAGCAGCAAGAUUGUG